AUGAUUUCCUGAAUAUGUUGUACCUUACUUCUUUUAAUAAGAUCUUCCAACGCUAGCGAUUAUGUAAUCUUCCCUCGAGCCUUUUCCCAAUAUUUUUGUUCAAACGCAUCAGAAAUAACAAUCUCUCUUACCGAAGCAUUCUUGUCAGGUGAAGAAAAUAAAGGAGAGUUUGGAAUAUCCCUUUGAAUAAAAAUCAGUGACUCCACAGAUGCGGGACAGAUAUUUGACUUAUAUAGAAUUCAGUAUUUUUUAUUUAGAACAAACUAUGCCUAUAUUAACUAUUUUCCAUUGCUUUACUAUGAUUCAAGCACAAUUAAGCUCACAUGGAAAAAUUCAGACUAUCCAAUUCUAAAUCAAGUUCUUUCCCACUCAAUCGUAAUAUCUACAUAGACAUCUCCUAAUCAAUGAAAAUUUAUUGGGAUUUCCUGUGGCUUUUCUCACUAUCAAUCCCUAUUGUGCAUUAACCAAGGCUCUGGGUCAGUUUGUUCUACAGGGACGUGGAAUGCUGACGUUGGCAUCAAGUUUAACUCCUAUCUUAAAAUGGGAGGAAGUUCUUCGUUCAAUGGCAGAGUAGGAGACUUCAAACUCCACUUGAAUCAAUAUUUUCAAAAAGCAGAUUGGGAUACUCAAUAUUCACUGAGAAACUCUUGCCCAAAUUCAUGCUCUUCUAACCUGAUAUGCUAUUCUCAAGCGGAUCAAUGAUGUCAGUCACAUAACCGUUUCUUGGCAUUGGUUCAGCCUUAUAUGUACUCUACAACCCCGUAUACAGCUCCUACAGUAACAAGCGACAUUAUUUAUGGGUAUGAUGAGAUUUAUCUCGACUGGAGCAGUCCUUUGAGUAGCUCCACUUCUUUUACAGUGACUGGCUGGAUGUACAAAUCAGGCGCUUGCUCUUCAGGCACUUUUCUGAAAAUUGCAUCCACAACUCAUUCACACUCAACUGUUAGCACUACUACUUCUGGCAGCUGCUAUAUGAGCUUCAGCUUGCAUGAUACAAUAACUUCAGCUGAUAUUCAACUUACCCAGUCCUCAUACCCAGGACCCUUUUCUAGCUGGACCUUUUUCUCAGCCACUUCAGAUGGAAGUUAUAUGGAUCUGUAUGUAGCAAAAUCACUGGCAAGUAUUUCUCAUGACACUACAACUGCUACACAUUCCGCGCUUCUCCUCAAACCCUCAGAAAUGGUCAUUUAUGUAGGAGGAACUGAUUCAACUUUAUAUGGAGGAUAUUAUGCAGAUAUUAGACUAUAUCCAGGAGUUGUCAUUAAUUUAGCAGAUUUAACAAGUAAUAUUAUCAACCACGUGCCGGAUUAUUUGUUUCCUGCUUGCACGCUAAGUGGCACUGGUGCUUUUAAUCAAUUUAGCGGAAUUUGGACGUGUCAAAAAUGCCCUGACGGCUAUUGGAUGGAUACAAAUGGAAUGUGCAACAGUAAGCUAUAAUUAGAAUGUCAUGAGUCCUGCUCCAGCUGUUCGGGGUCUAUAGUUGAAUAUAAGUGCACAAGCUGUGCAUCCGGAUAUUAUUCUCAGCCAACCCACAGUAGUUUAUGCUUAAACUAUUGUCCUUUUGGGUACUAUAGAGACUCAACCCUAAAUGCCUGCACAGGAACUGCAGGGAAUAUAUUAGAUGUAUCAUUUGAAAACAACUUAAAAGGGGAUUUCACUUCCAACAACAUUCUUUUAAGCUUUGGAAUGUACUCUGAUCAGUAUUAUCCUACAUUUGACUACUUGGAUCCAUCACCAGCUAUUAAGAGAGGAAUCUUUCUCUCAGUAGACAGAAUUGAAAUCAUCCCUCAGUCAUCGACAGACCAUAAGCUGUUUGGCACCGAUUUCACAAUCCAAAUGUGGGCAAUGCUACUUAGUUACAAGGGAUGCUUGUUUUCAAGCAGUGUAUCAGAUCCAACCUGAUACUAUGUGAAUUAUGUCUCAACGUCACAAUGAAAUCGGACUCAUCCAAUUGCAUAUUUUCUGGACGAUUAUGGCAGACUUGAGGCUUGGUGGGGCAUUAGCAUGUAUGGGGAUGGUAAAACAUAUUUAAGCCCAGUUGCCGCCGAUGUCACCAAAACUGAGUGGGCGCUCUAUGCAAUUUCGAUAAAAUUUGAUGAUACGGCAAUCACAUCUGAGCUGACCAUGAUGAGAAAUACCUUUAGCUAUUCUUAUUCUUCCAUUUCGGGCUAUUAUAAAGAAGCAGGUGGAACGAGACAUUGGAUUGGGUCCUCCACUGGAGAAGGCGCGUUUCAUGGAUUUCUUUAUUCUUUAUCCCUUUAUAACUAUGCAAGAACUCCUGCUCAAGUUCAAGGAGGUCUAGGCUCUUGCAGCUCCUGCUCAGCCUGCCCAUUAUCAUUGAAUUACUGCAUCUCUACGUGCAGUGCAUCCCAGUAUGUUGAUGGAUCUGGAUCGUGUGUAGACUGCAGCAGCAGUUGUGGCUAUCCUUGCUCUAGAAGUGGCACAUGCAACCUAUGCUAUGACGACUUAUGCUACUCAUGCACUAAAUAUGACAUUGGAACCUGCAUAAAAUGUGUUGAUAAUGCAACCUUGUCAAGCGGGCAGUGCAGCUGCUCAGUAGGAUUUAUUCGAAAAGAAAACACCUGCGUUGACGACUGCGGAGAUGGAUACUUUUUAAAUCUCGUUGAAAAUAAAUGCUCUAAAUGCCCAGAUUACUGCAAAACUUGUUUCAAUAGUUCUACUUGUAUGAUAUAGGAUUUGCCCUAGGAUGGCGCUAUAUGGCGCCAUCCUAGGGCAAGCGAAAAUUGGCUCCACACGGGAACCGUAUUCCACGUGUGGAGCCAUUUUUUCCACGUGUGGAAUCACAUUUUUCCCACGGAAAAAAUGGCUCCACACGUGGAACACAAUUCCCGUGUGGAGCCGUGUCUCCAAUUGCCCGAGGAUGGCGCAAUAUAGCGCCAUCCUCGGGCAAUUUCUAUAUGCUAUUCUGACUAUCUAAAAGUGGAUAGUCAAUGCACUUGCCCUGAUGGGUCUUAUAUUGAUCAAUAUGGGAAAUGCUCUCAAUGCAGAUAUCCAUGCAAGACCUGUACUUCUUCAUCAUACAAUUGUCUAACAUGCGCUGAGAAAUCGCCAGUUCUUUGAUCAUCUAGCUGCUUCCCAUGCAACGCAUUUGUAGGUUAUGGAACAAAGAACCCGAGUUCAAUAGGUUCAAAUGAUUUAUUAGCUGAGCUGGCUCAAAAUUGCACAGAAAUCUGUGGAGAUGGCAGGAAUAUGGGAGAAGCUGAAUGUGACGAUGGAAAUACAAUUAAUGGGGAUGGAUGCUCUGCUAAUUGCACUGUUGAAUCUGGGUGGUCUUGCUCAGGUGGGAGUAUGAGCAACCCAGAUACUUGUAUAGACCAAACGCCUCCAAUUCCAAUACUGGCCUACCUUUACGAAACUGGGACAGGCUAUGCUCUCGCCUUAUCUUUUAGUGAGCAAAUUCAGACUUCAACAGAAAUGUCUUCAAAUAUCGAAAUAUCCUUAGAAAGCACCAGAAAAACUGAUUGAACUAUACAAGCCACGCAUUCUAUUUAUACAAUCAAGCUAAAUGUAUAUGAUAGUGUUGCAACUGGGACGAUUGUUUCUCUCAAAUUCUACCAUCCAGAAGUUAUAACUGAUUUAAGCGGAAACAAAAUGGAGACGUCCAAGGUAGAGCUCAGCCUCCCAACUUCUUAUACAUAUUCUUACGGCCAAGCUGUUACCACAACUGUCACAACAGCUACUACGGUUGUUGUUGUCGGAGGAGUCAUUGGCUCAACAAGUGGCUCAUUUUCUGGUGGGCUAUUUAAUCUUCAAGCUCUAUGGGGCAUGGUAGAAAUGAUGCAGCUAAUCAACUAUUUGAUAUUUUUAUCUCCAAAAUACCCAGACAACGUCAAAACAUUUUUAAGCGCACUCAGCAUUGCAAAUGGGAACUUCAUACCCAAUCCAUUUCAGAUGUAUCUCGUCAAGGACGAUCCCUUUCCUGACCCUCCAGAAUCAUUUCUCGAUGAAAAUUUCAAUACAGAUUUUUUCAUGAACGCAGGGCAAUUUUUAUUGCUUUGGGUAAUAAUCUUAUCAGGCAUCCCUAUCACUUUUAUUGCUUACAGAUAUUUUUCAAGAUUUCGACUAGUAAGAUGGAUCAAAAAUGCCUAUUUAUACUCUAUAUUACUUAGGGCAGGCAUAGAAUCAUUUUUAGAAAUUUCGCUUUCAGUGUUUCUGCAAUGAAGAGAAAUCGUCACCCCAGCACAAAACAUUGGCUAUUUUUCCCUCAUAUUAAGCUUCUUGACUUUUGCGUAUCUGAUGCUGACUUUUGUAAUCAUAAUAUGGCAAGUUACAUUAAAGCCUGAAUCAGUCCUUAACAAGGAGCAGCACGAAAGGAAGUACGGGACAUUGUAUGAGAGCUUCAAGAGGAAUUUCAAGAUUUCUACCUCAUAUCUUAUCGUUCAGAAUUUAAGAAGAGUGCUUUUCGUUUUGCUUUGUGUGUUCUUGUAUGAGUACCCAGCAAUACAGGUGUCUCUGUCAAUCUUGUUAUCCUUUUCCUUUACUCUAUCUUUAAUAUUAAUACGGCCAUAUGAGAAAAUGAUCCUUGGGAAUAUCGUGAAUAUUGCAAGCGAAACUUUUUAUUUUGCAGCUCAUUGCAUAAUUUUAAAGUUCCUGGAUAAUGGAUUGUCUGAUAAUGAGCGCACCAAUUUAGGCUGGGGAGUUAUUGCUUUAUUGUCAGUGUCUUUGCUGUUUCAUUUGGUUGCUAAUCUUGUUACUCAAAUUAUUUCUAUACUUAAUGGAAUCAAAAAGGCGAAGGAUUGGUUUAUGAAAAAUUUUGCAAAUAGGUUUAUUAAGAAUUAUGGAAGAGGUGAAAAAGUUGAGAUAGAUCCAAAAGAAAAACUGAAGAAGCAAUUGGUAACUAAAACUGAUGAUGAUAAUGAAAAUUUGGCUUAUUUUGAAGGUAAAGAGUCAGUGGAAAAGGCGAAAAGGGCAACGGUUAUUCAUGAGAAAAAAAUGGUUUCAUUUGAAGUGCAACCCACUUAUCAAGAUACAGCUGGCAGUGAUUAUUUUGAAAAGAUAAAAAAGAUCAAAAAAUAA
Molecule: messenger RNA, 5037 nt
Organism: Blepharisma stoltei
Lineage: Eukaryota; Ciliophora; Heterotrichea; Heterotrichida; Blepharismidae
Source: the annotation of a GenBank genome assembly